AAUUUUUUGUUAGUUUCUCUUGUGCUGUCGUCGCCGCUGCUGUUUAUAGAAAAUUGUUUCUUCUCGGUUGAAGAAACGAAUAGAACGCGGCGAUUAUGUAGAUUUUCUUUCUCUAUUUAUACGAUCUCAUAUCACUUAACUAUAUUAUCAUGUCGACAGUUCUUUUAGCUGUUAUUGCAGUCAUACUAUGUGUGCUUUUUCGAAUACUGAAUGUUAAUAGCCAGCCGCAGAAACCAAUCAUUUAUGGAAGGGAUAGAAGCUUUAUUGAAAACAUACUAUUUAUUUCUCCAUUUUUAAACGAACCCUACAUACCAACUCGACUAUGGGGCUUUAGCGGCCAUGUGCAGACUAUUCUCCACAGUUUGAUUGGCCGUGUCCGUUGUCCGUGGCCUAUAGGAGGAAGAGUGAACCUAGUUUUACCUGAUAGGUCAACACUGACAUAUGAUCUGUAUGAGCCUGUUGGAUCUGAACAUGAAGAUGAUGUGACGGUGGCAAUCUGUCCGGGUAUCGGCAACACGUCUGAAAGUGUGUACAUCCGUACAUACGUGCAUUAUUCACAAUGUCAUGGCUAUAGAUGCGCGGUAUUGAAUCAUAUCGGGGCUCUGAACAGCGUGCCGGUAACUGGGACUAGGAUAUUCUCGUAUGGGCAUACAGAUGAUUACAACUAUAUGAUUGAGAGUUUAUUGGAGAGAUAUCCCCUCACAAAAAUAAUACUCGUCGGAUUUAGCCUUGGCGGUAAUUUGGUUACGAAGUACUUAGGCGAAGACAGGAAGAGGCCUUCUAACAUAAUAGGGGGAAUUUCAAUAUGUCAGGGAUAUAACGCAAUUGAUACAAUGGUGUAUCUUUUACAAUGGCAGAAUUUCCGUCGUUUCUACUUAUACAUAAUGACAGAUAACCACCGAAAUAUUAUAACACGUCAUAAAAGGAUGCUAUUAAGUCCCGAAAUGAAGAGCAGGCACUCUCUGGACGAGAAAAUGAUCGUAUCUGCGGGUACUCUGCCAGAUCUCGACGAGGCCUAUUCAAGAAGAAUACAUGGAUUCGAGACUGUGGCAGAUCUUUAUAAAUGGAGUUCGUGCGCUUUUUACCUAGAUAAAAUAAAAACACCAAUGAUAUUUAUAAAUGCUCGUGAUGACCCCAUUGUUCCUGAACCUCUUCUGCCCAUUAUUAGAGAAUUUGUCAGUUCACAUGAUAAAGCAAUGUACCUGGAACUGGCACAUGGUGGUCAUUUGGGAUUCUAUGAGGGUGGUUUAAUAUAUGCCAACCCAGUUAACUGGCUGGACCGCGCCCUAAUCGGUCUCACAGGAGGUAUGGUGAUGGCACACAACAAAUGUUCGCCUAAAGAUGUAGCGAUAGCCAACGACUGCGCCGUCUCUGAUGAUGAACCGGAUCUAAUCAAAUCUGCUACAAUAGUAUAUCGCGAUCCUCUAGAAAAACAACAACAGGCAUACUAAUUUUUGCAGCUCGAAUAAUAAUUAUAAAGACUAGCGUUGACGAUAGACCCUAAUGGACGAUGGCUGAUGGUGUUCAAAGUGAGUGCUCAAAAGCGAUUCUAUAUUUUUUUUACCGUCAUCGUUUUGUUGGUAAAAAAAUCUAUUCUUAAGUUUCGAAAGUGUAAAAUUCCAAUAAAAUAAAUCUGCAGGUGUAGAAUAAAUUAUACCCCAUUAAACAUCAAAAUUGGACUAAUCUAUGUAAUGCGUGGGGUAUCCAUCUGGUCAUCAUCUAUUUGGACAUAUUGUCAAUACUAGACAUAAGGGCUUUAAGGCUAAGGCCCCAAGAAUAAAGAAUUUAUAAUGGUUAUACAGAUUGCGUGCAGAAAGUACCGAAAUGCUUUUAGUUUUUUUUAUAGCGACUGAUUAUCGCGGGUUAUUUUUGUGGUGCAAUAAGUACUCAAUAAAUAAUAUUUUGUGCAUGAUAUAAAUUUCCCAUUGAAACGGCAACUUUUUGCACGCUACCUGCAUUAUUUUUAUACGCUGUAGUUUAGUGUUGAGUAUUUAGUAAGGAGGAACCGACUGUUUGUCUCAUUACUUGAAGAUAAAUGCAGUGUUUUUUAAAAAUAUACUAAAACCAGUGAAGCUUCUACUAAAGUUUUCGGGAGUUAUUGCAUUAUCAAAUAUAUCUAUAUAGUUGACAGUGUAAUACUACUCCUUCGUCCAGCUAUAAACUAAUCAAUUAUAACGUAGUUACCAGUCUGUACAAAUAUGGAGACAAGCGGCGAAACUAAACGGAUGAUUUGUAUAUUUAUUAUGCAUAAUAAAUAGCACAAGAGCUUCGGCAAAUUUUAUACGUUCCUAUAUUCCAUUUUGUUGAAUGAUGUGUGAUAAUAUAGUUGAUUUCGAAUAUUCUAAUAAGUCAAGAAAAUGCUGAUUUUCUUAUGUAAGACAUAUAACGGCAAUAUUUGUAUAAGCAUUUUCACAUAAAAAAAAAUAUAAAAAAUGUGAAAAUUCGAUGUAGCACAAACAGCGCGACAUUUAGUAUAUAAUAUGUUGUAGGGCUUGUACAGAAAUGAUUUUAAUAUCUAUCGGUUUGCCUAUAUUCCAUUAGACUGUUGAUAUUUGAGAUAAUUCCAAUAUUUUGUAAAUUACGAAUGAUAUUAUUAUAAUUUAGAUUGUGAUGUACAUGAGCAGUAUUUUUGUAUGAACCAAAAUAUUGAAAACGGGGAGUUACAUCAAAUAAUACAAGUACCGACUGUAAUAGCGCUAUGUACAAUGUAUACAGUAGAAUAACUUACACUUCAUAACGAGGUACAGUCGAAACCACCAAUUGCAGGAACUUCUUGUAGAUUCUUUGUGAUGUAGACUAGCCUUGGGAUUUACAUCAUUAAAGGAAUCUCUGAGAUUAUAUUUAGAAUGUUAAAUAUACUGAGCAUAUUUUAUCAUAUUAGAUCCACUUUUAAUAUCAUUGUAAUGUUUUACAAUAGCAGUAAUCUAUUAGUUGAUAAUUUAUAUAUCUAACCAAUCUUUAUUACUUCAAAAUGUGUAUAGAAUCCUAUGGAUUUAAUAAUAUAAUAAUCCAUAUCAUAAUGAUGUUACAAGUUAAAUAGUAUUAUUAUACUCCAUUUAAUGUAUUUUUAUGAUCUAACAGAAUUCAUAUUUAGUUGUUUAGUUAUUUUAAAGUGAUUAUUAACAUUUUGCAACAUACUUUAAGUUCUUUAGAGAACACUGCUACUGACUACUGAAGAUACAUUAUAUCAAAGGCUGUUUCUAGCUUUGGAAAGAGAAAUAACUGCCCAUUAUAAUAUUGGCAGACAUUGAAAUAUUCAAUAAUGGAAAACAUUACAAAGGAAUUUAUGGAUCUAUAUGUACGAGUGUUUGAAAUGCUAUAGCUUUAGUAGUGAGCUAGCUUGUUUAUUCCGAUAAAAAUAUAUAAUAUGUCACGCGCAUAAACUCAAUACAUAAUUUG
Achroia grisella is the source of this 3399-nucleotide messenger RNA. RefSeq names its product abhydrolase domain-containing protein 2 (gene Hydr2). The transcript has 7 exons. Gene Ontology annotation, cellular component: sperm flagellum; sperm plasma membrane. Bases 150 to 1451 code for a protein of 433 amino acids. The record is from RefSeq and is a predicted model, not a curated record. NCBI's taxonomy places the organism in Eukaryota, Metazoa, Arthropoda, Insecta, Lepidoptera, Pyralidae. Gene Ontology annotation, molecular function: acetylesterase activity; monoacylglycerol lipase activity. Gene Ontology annotation, biological process: steroid hormone receptor signaling pathway; acylglycerol catabolic process; medium-chain fatty acid catabolic process.